This is a messenger RNA of Zea mays, 1842 nucleotides long. RefSeq lists its product as uncharacterized. The transcript has a single exon. The coding region runs from base 52 to 1545 and encodes 497 amino acids. NCBI's taxonomy places the organism in Eukaryota, Viridiplantae, Streptophyta, Magnoliopsida, Poales, Poaceae. The record is from RefSeq and is marked predicted. Gene Ontology annotation, molecular function: protein binding.
CGCCUGCAUCCGCCCUUCCCAAACCCUAGCAUCUCGAAUCCGCCGGUCGCCAUGGCACCGUUACGGCGCUGGGCAGACCUGCCGGCAGAUCUCCUCUGCCGCAUCGGAGACCGGCUCGACCUCAAGUGGUACGCCAGCGCGCGGGGCGUCUGCACGGCGUGGCGCUGCGCGCUUCCGCCGCCGUCGCCCGCGCUCCUCGUGGUCGCUGACGACGCUCGCUGUUGCCCCUACGCUGCCUCCCUCCCCACGCGGAGGUCAUUCGAGCUCACCGCCAUCGUCUCGGGAAGCCGCUGCAUUGGCUCCAGCAACGGCUGGAUCGCGCUCUCCGUCGUCCUCUUCAACGGCAAGACCGUCUUCGUGCUCCUCAACCCCAUCGCCGCUGUGGAGAUCCUCCUCCCGCCGCUGAUCUACGAGAGUCGCUGGGUUUCCAAGGUCGUCUUCACCCCGAGCCCCGCCAAGGAUGACUUCGCCGCCGCGGCAAUCUGCGAUAUCGACAGGAUCGCGUACGUCACCGCCGGUGCCAGGAGGUGGGCCGUCAUGGACCCCGUCCGCCUCACCUGCGGGGACCAGCUCACCGACGUCGUAUACACCGACAAAGGUAAGGUCUUUUGCCUCACCAAGUGCGGGGACGUGCAUGUGCUCCGUCUUCCUGAGCGCCGGCGCCGGAAGCCUGCCAACGCUGAUGAAGCAGGAUCCUCGGAGCCAGAGUUCUCUGUUCUCCAGUCACCACAACCUAAUGAGCGCACAAUUACAUUCCGCCCACUGCGUUGGCAACAUCAGCGCAAUUUUCGGAUGAUGCGCUAUGAACAGGCCCGGCCAAGAGACCAGGAUCUAACUAUUCCACUGAGGGUGACCUUCUGUGCAGAGACACUCAUCCCAUAUAAGAAAGUUCCACCUGAAUCGCAAGGACCACACCUAAAUGCGCCGGCCACUGUUGAGCCCCUGUUGUCUGAGGCCAACCUCCCGUUCAACCCUGCCACUGUCUUUGCUCCACCUUAUGACACUGUCUCGUCGUUCACUAGUGCGAAGAACUUGGUGUUCUGUGAGGGCAAUCUGUACCAAGUUUGGAGGAACGCAAGCUGCACUGUUACUUUGCAGCUGCCUGCAGGAGGUCAGCAUCGCGUCGCUGAAAAUGAGAUAUUGGUGCUGAGGUAUUAUCCUCGACGGCGGCCUUGCUGGGAUGUGGUGAAGGACCUGGGAGGUCACUCGCUUUUUGUGGGAAGGAACAAUGCGGUGUCGAUGUAUGGAGAGGGUGUGCCAGGACUGAGGGGCAACUGUGUCUACUGGAUUGGUGGGCGUGGUAGGGAUCAAGGCAUGGUUUUUGACAUGGAAUCUGGGAGGUCCACGCCGUGCAGGGUUCCUCCUGUUGGCUUUUUACCUGGGCAUCCGCAUAGCACAAUCUGCUGGUAUUUCUUGAGCGAUGUAAUGAGCAUCAAUAACUGCUACAGCAAUAGUGUCAGCAGCAGCAACAGCAGUGGAGGAAGAAAAAUUUAUCAAACUCGAGCAAGAGCACGAGCAGAUCUUGCACAAGACAUGGAAGAAUGACUGCGUCGCCGAACUUCUCGGCGACAUAAUGAGUACCACCAAGCACCUUGGUGGGAAUUGAGUUAUUGCUUGUGGUCUUGGGAGUUGGAGUUUGAUUUCAAGGCGGAGCAAAAUCUUACAGAGAUGGCUGAGGAACUGCCUCAUCUGUAGCCUGUUUCUUAAAAUAAUGUCCAGUUUCUUUACUUGCCUGUAGCCUCUAUAAGUUUGUAUGCUUAUUCCAUGUAACCAGAUAAUAAUUAUUAUCUUUCUAUACUCAAUUUUCAUGUUGUGUUUAAAUAAUUCAAUGGAUUAUGUAAU